Molecule: messenger RNA, 1093 nt
Organism: Clarias gariepinus (North African catfish)
Lineage: Eukaryota; Metazoa; Chordata; Actinopteri; Siluriformes; Clariidae
Gene: timm13
Product: translocase of inner mitochondrial membrane 13 homolog (yeast)
Exons: 3
Coding region: 111-398 (95 amino acids)
Source: RefSeq, a predicted model, not a curated record
GUCAUUGAGGAAACGAUCACGUGGGACGUCCGCAGGGCACCGGCUGAAGUCCAGCUCUACUAGAGUUUGUUACACGAUAUUUAAAAAUAUAAAGAUUUAUAACGGAAGAGAUGGAUAGUUUUGGAUCAGAUUUUUCCUCCGCCUCAGGAAGUGGAAAGAUGGACACGGGCGCUAUCAUGGAGCAGGUGAAGGUGCAGAUAGCGGUGGCUAACGCGCAGGAGCUGCUGCAGAGAAUGACUGAUAAAUGCUUCAAGAAGUGCAUCGGCAAACCAGGCAGCUCAUUGGACAAUUCAGAACAGAAAUGCAUUGCCAUGUGUAUGGAUCGGUAUAUGGAUGCCUGGAACACAGUAUCCCGUGCAUACAACUCAAGACUUCAGCGGGAACGAGCGCGUAUGUGAUGCAUGCGUUUUAGCUUGUUCUGCCUUGCCCUGACACCUAUCCCUGGAUAAAGAGGUUUUGGGCUGAAAACACAAUAAGCUGACAACUGAAGGCCAUCAGAGGAACCAGGAUGUCAUGAGUUUUAUUAGACUUGGAACAAUUUCUUCAUUCAGUUAAUGAUUGGUGGACUUUUUUUUUUUUUUUGAUUUUAUGGACUCAAUGUAAUAAGCUUCAAACCUUAAAAUGUUGUAGAUCUAGAAAUGAAUAAGAGUGUGAUCAGUGUUUAAAAUCCUGUUGUAAGUGUAUGAGCAUGUUUGGAUAAUGCCGGUGUUUGAUUGGUCGUGACUGAGCCGAUUGUUAGUCAGAUAAAGCCUGUGUGCACAGUGGCACUUCUUAAGUCGGACUUGUCCUCAUGUGGACGCUUGCACCCUCCCGGCGGGAUCGCCGUGUUGUCUCAUCUUCCCGUCCUCUGCUCCACAAACCUACUUCCUUUCAACGAGGACAAUUCAGGACCAUCUCUCUUUUCAUAACUGUAGCCUCUUCUUGAGGACGUGCUAUGCAGCCCUACUUUCUUACCUGUGCCGAAACAAAAUGCGAUUGUCACAGGCAGAUUCUGGUUUGUCACACAAUCUCUUAACUACAAAAGUGGGUUUGUUUAAACGCUGAUCACCUCACCAUAGAUCUUGCAAUAAAAGCAGCUUACAUUGUGAACGAA